AUGCCGCUCGUGUCGUGGGUCGUGCAUCGAAAAGAUGGGCGACGACUUGUGCCUCGUUCCGUCACUGCGGAGCGCUUUGGAUGCCGUGCGCCAUCCGAUCAUUGGCACGAGAGCGAAGGACCGCACACGGCGGGCGAGCGGAACCAGUGCUUUACAUUGUGGAUCCACACUGCAUCCGUGGGCGAGUCGCUGUCGGCUUUACCGCUUGUUGAGCUGGCACUAAACACGCCAAUGCUGGACGACGUGUUGGCUUCGCGGGCUUGUCGAGAGCAGAAACAAGUGCGGGUGUUGCUGUCUACGUCCACAACUGCAGCUCGACAGGUGGUCACGGACCGGAUGAAAGACCAUCACAACGUCACGUGUGUGUUGGCUCCUCUGGACCACUUGUCGUGCGUUCAGCGGUUCUACGAUGCCUGGCAACCCGAUGUCGGUAUCUGGAUCGAGUCGGAGAUUUGGCCAACGCUGAUCGCCGAAGCUGCUCGACGAGGCAUCCGCAUUGGUCUACUGAAUGGGCGAAUGUCUGCUCGGUCGUUUCAGUUUUGGCGACUGCCGGGGAUGCGCGAGCUUUCGACGAGUGUUGUUAGCAAGUUCUCGCUCGUGCUUUGCCAAGACGAGCAGAAUCGACAACGCUUUGAGCAGCUUGGAGCACAACGUGCACACGCUAUGGUGAACCUCAAGUUCGCGUCGCAGCGUCUCCCGGGCAAUGCAAUCGAAAAUGCUGCGUUGAAGCGUGCAAUUGGGUUGCGACCAGCAUGGGUUGCUGUCAGCACUCAUGCAGAUGAGGAGGUAAUCAUGGCACAUGUGCACACAGAACUGUCGAGGCGAUGCCGCGGCGACCAGCAGCUUUUGACGGUGAUGAUCCCGCGUCACCCAACGAGGACAUCUACAAUCGUGGAGCAACUUCGUUGCAAGUUUCCUGAACUUACCGUUGCCUUACGCUCUUGUGAUCGCCUGCCAUCACCCGCAGUGGAUAUCUUUAUCGUCGACACGAUGGGGGAAUCCGAUGUGUACUUUGACGCUAUCGCUACUGCAGUGAUUGGAGGUACUUUUGUCAAGCGCGGCGGUCACAACCCCAUUGAGCCGCUUCGAGCAGGUUGCAAUGUACUCAUGGGGCCCCACAUGGAGAACUUUGCCGACAUGUUCCAUGUACUGCAGUCGAAAGCAGCCGAGUCGCUUCAGUCGGUAAGCGGUCCACAAGAGCUUGUGGCAGUCCUGGAAACUCGCCUUCCUACCGCUGGACAAAAUGCCAGCGAUAACGCCGACGCGAUCGAUUGUGCCUCUGCAUCCGACUCGCGAGCCAAACUAGUGCAAGUGAUGGCAGACCUUGCAACUUCAACACGAUUGCAGUACAAAACACGGCUUCGUAGGUGGUUAGCGAGUCGUCAAGUGUAG
Messenger RNA from Hyaloperonospora brassicae, 1392 nucleotides. The record is from the annotation of a GenBank genome assembly. Lineage: Eukaryota; Oomycota; Peronosporomycetes; Peronosporales; Peronosporaceae.